AUGGCUGUGUCCUGGAGGAGCUGGCUGGACAACGAAGGGGUUAAACACCUCUGCCUGCUGAUCUGGCUGGCCCUGAACGUCCUGCUUUUCUGGAAAACCUUCCUGCAGUACAACCAAGGGCCAGAGUACCACUACCUCCACCAGAUGUUGGGGCUAGGAUUGUGUCUAAGCAGAGCCUCCGCAUCUGUUCUUAACCUCAACUGCAGCCUCAUCCUGUUACCCAUGUGCCGGACACUCCUGGCUUACCUUCGAGGAUCCCAGAAGGUUCCAAGCAGGAGAACCAGAAGGUUGUUGGAUAAAAGCAGAACAUUCCAUAUCAUCUGUGGUGUUACUAUCUGUAUUUUCUCAGGUGUGCACGUGGCUGCCCACCUGGUGAAUGUCCUCAGUUUCUCAGAGAACUACCGCGAGGAUUUCCUUGAACUGAAUGUAGCAAGAUACCGAGACGAGGAUCCUAGAAAACUUCUCUUCACAAGUGUUCCUGGCCUGACAGGCGUCUUAAUGGUAUUGGUGCUGUUCCUGAUGAUUACAGCUUCUACGUACGCUAUCCGAGUUUCUAACUAUGAUAUCUUCUGGUACACUCAUAAUCUCUUCUUUGUCUUCUACAUGCUGCUGAUGUUGCAUGUGUCAGGAGGAUUGUUGAAGUAUCAAACCAAUAUAGAUACCCACCCUCCAGGCUGCAUCAAUCUUAAUGGAACCCGCUACCGGAAUACUCACUUACCUGAAAAUCUCUCAGAAUAUUUUCAUGAAUCUUUUCCUGGAGGGUUUUCAAAACCAGAUGAGGUUACCCAGAACACAUCUGUGAAGAUUUGUCAGGAAGAACCCAGGUUUCAAGCUAACUUUCCACAGACUUGGCUUUGGAUUUCUGGACCUUUGUGCCUGUAUUGUGCUGAAAGGCUUUACAGGUGCAUCCGGAGUAAUAAGCCAGUCACCAUCAUCUCUGUCAUCAGUCACCCCUCAGAUGUCAUGGAAAUUCGAAUGGUCAAAGAAAAUUUUAAAGCAAGACCUGGCCAGUAUAUUACUCUACAUUGCCCCAGUGUGUCUGCAUUAGAAAACCAUCCAUUUACCCUCACAAUGUGUCCUACUGAAACCAAAGCAACAUUUGGGGUCCAUCUUAAAAUAGUAGGAGACUGGACAGAACGAUUUCGAGAUUUACUACUUCCUCCAUCUAGUCAAGACUCUGAGAUUCUGCCCUUCAUUCAGUCUAGAAAAUAUCCCAAGCUAUAUAUUGACGGUCCAUUUGGAAGUCCAUUUGAAGAAUCAUUGAACUAUGAGGUUAGCCUCUGCGUGGCUGGAGGCAUUGGAGUAACUCCAUUUGCGUCAAUACUCAACACCUUGCUGGAUGACUGGAAACCUUACAAGCUUAGAAGACUGUAUUUUAUUUGGGUGUGCAGAGACAUCCAGUCCUUCCGUUGGUUUGCAGACUUACUCUGUGUGUUACAUGAUAAGCUUUGGCAAGAGAACAGACCUGACUAUGUCAACAUCCAGCUGCACCUCAGUCAAACAGAUGGGAUGCAGAAAAUAAUUGGAGAAAAAUAUCAAGCACUGAAUUCAAGACUUUAUAUUGGACGUCCUCAGUGGAAACUUCUGUUUGAUGAAAUAGCAAAAUGUAACAGAGGGAAAACAGUCGGCGUGUUUUGCUGUGGACCCCGAUCAAUUUCUAAGACUCUCCGUAAACUGAGUAACCAAAACAACUCUUAUGGGACAAGAUUUGAAUACAAUAAAGAAUCUUUCAGCUGA
Molecule: messenger RNA, 1737 nt
Organism: Pipistrellus nathusii (Nathusius's pipistrelle)
Lineage: Eukaryota; Metazoa; Chordata; Mammalia; Chiroptera; Vespertilionidae
Source: the annotation of a GenBank genome assembly